UGUGGCGCGCGGGUAACAGGGUCUCAGGGCCUCCAGAUCGGUGUCUCGGGCCCCGGUCUACACAGCUGGGCUUGUGUGGGAGGAGGCUGUGAGGACACGUGUCCUCUGCUCCCGCGGGGAGGGGUCUCAGGGUCCUGCUAGGAGCUCCGGUCCCGCGGAGCCCCACCUCCGGGGAAGGAAAGGUGGGGGGAAAAGUGGGUUUUUCAGCUUCCUGCGACUGUUGUUAGUGGUCAGAGAAAUGCCUGUUUGAGUUCCUUCAUAUGAAGGAAUUUUUCAAGGUCUUUAAAUAGGGGUUGUAGACAAGCGUUACAGCGGACCCAAAUAUGCAAACAUUCAACAACCGCGUGCGUGGUCCUUCAGUCCGCUGCCUGAAAGGCGUGACGGAGUUUGGGCUGCUUUCUCCCCCCUGACUUGCAGUUUGUAACAUGCACCUCUAGUUUUAAUUGUCGGUUGAUGGCAGGUGACUACCUUUAUAAAAUAAACUGUUCUGUGCUGCCUCCCUGGACCUAACAGGAUUCUAGGAUCUUCCAUGCUUAUGUUCCUAGAAAUACAAGACUUUACCAGCACUCAGGAGGUAGAGGCAGGCGGAUCUCUUGAGUUCGAGACCAGCCUGGUCUACAAAUCUGAUAGUUUUGGCUUUUAUGGGGGCCUCAGCUCCAGCUCCAGCUAUGUGGACAGCAGACGAGAUUGCUCAGCUGUGCUAUGCACACUAUAAUGGCAAACUACCCAAGCAGGGGAAGCCUGAGCCAGAUCGUGAAUGGACUUUGUUGGCAGCUGUGGUGAAGAUACAGUCUCCAGCUGACCAAACUGGUGACACCACUGAUAAGGAAGUGCAAGUGACAAAGGAAGUUGUCUCAAUGGGAACAGGAACAAAAUGCAUAGGCCAGUCCAAGAUGAGGAAGAGUGGAGACAUCCUCAAUGACAGCCAUGCUGAGAUCAUAGCCAGAAGAAGUUUCCAAAGGUACCUUCUCCAUCAGCUCCAUUUGGCAGCCGUCCUGAAAGAGGAUAGUAUCUUUGUGCCAGGAACUCAAAGAGGACUGUGGACGCUCAGACCUAACCUGUCUUUUGUGUUUUUCUCUAGCCACACACCCUGUGGGGAUGCCUCCAUCAUUCCAAUGCUGGAGUUUGAAGAACAACCUUGCCGUCUUGUCAUCAGAAAUGGGGUCAACAACUCACCUGUGGAAAGGAGUGAUAAUCUAGAGGAUUCCAAAAAUAAAAGGGAUUGUGAAGACCCUGACAGCCCUGUAGCCAAGAAGAUGAAGCUUGGAGCUCCUGCCAGGGCGCUCUCCAGUUGCAUAGCUCACCAUGGGAUGCAGGAAAGUGGUACAAUCAAACCAGAUGUCAGCAGCUCUGAUCUCACCACGGAGGAACUGGAUGCUGCCAAUGGAACAGCUCCAGGUAGUUUCAGAGUGGUAGAUGUAUAUAGAACAGGAGCCAAGUGUGUUCCCGGAGACACCGGAGACUUGAGAAAGCCAGGUGCUGCCUACCACCAGGUGGGGCUGCUUCGAGUAAAGCCGGGCAGGGGAGACAGGACGUGCUCCAUGUCCUGCAGUGACAAGAUGGCAAGGUGGAAUGUCCUUGGAUGCCAGGGUGCACUGCUGAUGCACUUCCUGGAAAAGCCCAUCUACCUGUCAGCUGUGGUCAUUGGGAAGUGCCCAUACAGCCAGGAAGCCAUGAGGAGAGCGUUGAUUGGCAGGUGUCAGGAGGCCUUGGAGUUACCCAGAGGCUUUGGAGUUCCUGAACUGAAGAUAGAGCAGUCGGGUUUGCUGUUUGGACAGAGCCGCCGUGCAGUGCAAGUGCGAAGAGCCGACGGAGCGGGCCGGCUCGCUCCUUGUGGGGCAGCUAUCAGCUGGAGUGCUGUUCCUGAGCAUCCUUUGGAUGUGACUGCCAAUGGUUUUCCACAGGGAACAACAAAGAAAGAAAUUGGAAGCUCUCGGGCCAGAUCCCGAAUCAGCAAGGUGGAACUCUUUAGAUCAUUCCAGAAGCUGCUGAGCAGCAUUGCAGAAGACAAGCAGCCGGACUCUGUCAGGGUGCAGAAGCUGGCCACCUACCAGGAGUACAAGGAGGCUGCGUCUGCCUACCAGGAAGCCUGGCGCGCACUCCGAAGGAAACAGCCGUUUGCAUCCUGGAUCAGAAACCCACCUGACUACCACCAAUUUAAGUGAACUCUUGCUCCUAUCAGGACCCUUCAUAUUGACCUGCCUCUCCCUUCAUGCUGAGCACACCUCUGCUUUCCUGGUGGUUAAAUCAGAGAAGAAAGAAAUGCCGUCUCUCGGUGCUGCACCUCUUUGGGGUCCUGUAGAUGGAACCUGGACCUCAUCAAUCUGCACUUGAUUGGAGUAGCUCCUUGCUAAAGUGGCCUCUCCAUACUGACUGUGGCGCUUCAUUGGUGCUGUGUACUACAACAUCAGAGUUCGGAACAUGACGCUUUUUAAAGUGAUCUGCAGCAGCCCUGGCUUAUGUUGUCCUACACUGAUUCGGCAAAUGUCUAUUGGGCUGAAAUGAUAUUAGAAUGUCUGGAGACUUUGCAGCUUCUCCUGGAGUAGUGAACAUGUAUUUCAUAUUCCCAGCCUUCCUUUGGGAACCCUCAUUUCUCAGUCCUCAGCAAUCAGCUGUAGUUGAAGUUAACUUUACUCUCAGGCUCAGCACAGGACUAGCCUUGUUCUCAGACCUAUCAAGAAAGGUCUGUUUGUUUGUUUUAAGACAGAGUCUUACUUUGUAGCUGCACUAUCCUUGACUUUCAGCCCUGCAUCAGCCUCCCAAGUGCCAAGAUGAUAGGCAUGAGCCACCAUCAUAACUAACCCAAAAUACAUCAUUCUCUCUUUCCCUCCCUCUCUCCCUCUCCUUCCUCUCCUUCCUACCUUUUCUUCUUGAGACAGGAUCCCCUCCUUAGCCCAGGCUGGCCUUCAACUUACUAUGCAGCCAAGGAUGACCUUGAACUCUGAUCUUCCUGCCUCUGCCUCCAAGUGUAACACUAUACAUUGCUUCCAGUAUUCUCCUCUGAUCGGUGUCGUGAGGGCCACUGUAAUCUUGUAACUGCCAGUGGUCGCCAUCUUUUCCUGCCACACAGAGACAGCCAGCUGAGGAUAAAGGUAGCUGGCGUGGAGCAUUGCUGCUUGACAAAGUUCCAUUAUUUGAACAUUGCAGACCACACUUCUCCAGCAUCUUUUUCCUUUCAUGUUUAAUGACUCCCUUUGGGAACUUUUGUUCGGGCUUUGGUAAAGGAUAAAAAUGUGUACAAUGGUAGCCUCUCUAAACAACAUUUUGGGAAAAAAUUUUCUUUGGAAAAAAAAUCCCCACCUCGGUGGAACCAGGAAUUCCAUUGUGCCCUCCUAAUUACACCAAGAACCGGAAAGUUAGACAUUUACUAGACACACCUGAUCCCAAGAAUGAAAUGCCUACAAUUCAGAUCCAGAGCCUGAGGCCAUUAAGGGCAAUUGUAAUUUUUAAAAAAAAAUAUUUAUUAUGUACAGUGUUCUGCCUGCAUGUUCGCCUGCAGGCCAGAAGAGGGCGCCAGAUUUCAUUACAGGUGGUUGUGAACCACCAUAUGGUUGCUGGGAAUUGAACUCAGGACCUCUGGAAGAAUAGUCAGUGCUCUUAACUGCUGAGCCAUCUCUCCAGCACCACCACCACCAUCCCUUUUUUUUUUUUCAAUUGUUGUAUUUUUAAAAUGGCUCUGCAGUGGCGUUGGCCCAUAGAGCCAAGGUGCCCUACAGCAGGUGAGAGAGACAUACCAUGCAGAUAUGGUGGGUGGCGGCCAAGAGGACAUGGCAGAAAGUCAUUCACACCAUACACCCAUGUGGAAAAGUUUUAUUGCAGGGAGGGAGAAGGGAAGAAAGGAAGAGAGGACUUUACUUAAGAUGACGUGGUCAGGACGCUGGUGUGAUGCCCAAGGGGCGGGUCUGAAUGCUAACAUUCCCUAACAUUAAGAGUUCAGUUAAUGAAUACAGAGACGUCAGAAUGGUACAGUAUAAUGGGAAAAGAGUAAGACAUCAGAACCGUCCCUUUUGGGAGUGUAUGAGGCCCAUAUAGUAAGACUAAGAAACUGUAGUAUAAUGUCUGCUCCCCAGAAGAAGUCCUUUUCCCAAGGUCAGGCAUAUGGAUAAGGGUCUCCAUUCCCUUGAGGGCUUGAAUAAAGUUCCUGCUUGCUAAAGCAGUCAUUCUUCUUAUCUCUAACAAGAGGAAUUUGUGAUCCUUCCGUUAAGAUAUGACUGGUGCCUACUGUCAAGGUCAAUGCUGGAUUCCUCAAGCCGCAUCCCAGCUCACAUGCCCCUCGUCUCUGUUUAAUCCUAUGUGCAGGUAUACAGUAUAAAAUUUGUAAUGAGAUCUGGUAUCCUCUUCUGGUAGACAGACUGUAUACAUAAUAAAUAAAUCUUUUUUAAAAAGACAAACAAAAAGGUUUAAUUUUUUUUUCAACUAAAUGCUGCUGGCAGCCAUCCUGAUUCACCUUCAGAUCAUGUCCUCCCCUCCCCACCCCAGACUACACACACACACACACACACACACACACCGAAGGGGAGCCUCAGGAGGCAGCAAAGGAGGAAACAGCCAAAGCCCUAGUAUCCAGCCUGCACCCGAACUCAAAUAUGAGAUGGGUGCCUAUUUUGUUUUUAAUUUAUUGUCGGGCGCCCACACAUGUCACAGUGUAUGUGUGGUGGUAAGCACCUUUAUCAGCUGAGAGGGUUGUUUUCUUUUAACUUAGUUCCAAAAUGCCUUAAAUUCCUAUAGACCUAGCAACUAACCCUGUUUAACUGCCAUUGAAGAGACAGCUCACAGUUUAUUCCCACCUUGAAGAACUGGCUGAAAACAGAAGUUCUCCCCUUUGUUACUCAAGGUCACCAUUUAUUUAUUUAUUGAGACAGGGUUUCUCUGUGUUGUUUUAGUACCUGUCCUGGAUCUUACUCUAUAGACCAGGAUGGCCUCGAACUCACAGAGAUCCACCUAGCUCUGCCUCCCGAGUGCUGGGAUUAAAGGCGUGUGCCACCACCACCGACCGGGCAAGGUCACUACUUUUUAUAACUUUUUGUUUUUGUUGGGGGGGGGGUUGUUUGUUGUUUUUUGAGACAAGGUUUUUCUAUGUAGCCCUGGCUGUCCUGGAAUUUACUGUGUAAACCAGGCUGACCUCGAACUCAGAGAUCUGCCUCCCUCUGCCUUCCAAAUGCUGGGGUUAAAGGUGUGUGUCUCCUCUGUCUGGCUCUUGUAUGAGAUUUUUAAAUAAUAAAGACUUGAAUGAAAAUGUGAAGGAAUAAUACAGUUUUAUUCCUAAAGUUAAAAU
This is a messenger RNA of Peromyscus eremicus (cactus mouse), 5275 nucleotides long. It is a transcript of the gene Adat1, whose product is annotated as adenosine deaminase tRNA specific 1. Bases 642 to 2165 code for a protein of 507 amino acids. NCBI's taxonomy places the organism in Eukaryota, Metazoa, Chordata, Mammalia, Rodentia, Cricetidae. Gene Ontology annotation, biological process: RNA processing. Gene Ontology annotation, molecular function: RNA binding; adenosine deaminase activity. The transcript is spliced from 10 exons. The record is from RefSeq and is a predicted model, not a curated record.